Molecule: messenger RNA, 3956 nt
Organism: Panonychus citri (citrus red mite)
Lineage: Eukaryota; Metazoa; Arthropoda; Arachnida; Trombidiformes; Tetranychidae
Biological process (GO): endocytosis
Molecular function (GO): Arp2/3 complex binding; protein binding
Source: RefSeq, a predicted model, not a curated record
AGAAUACUCAAUUUUACAUCAUUAAUCAAUAGAAAUUAACUAGUAGAUUAAUUAAUCUCUUUAACUUAUCUAUUUGAUUUUUGUUUUCCAAAAAGAAAGAGACAAUUUAUCAAGAACGCCUAUCAAUAUCUACUCUUAACCUAAAACAAAUGUUAUUGUUUAUUGAAGUUUGUCAACUAAUAUUUUAUUAUCAGAUUUGGUUACAAACAAUUAGCUUCAUAACUAAUGUUGUAAUUGAUCAACUGUGAAUCGUCAAUCUUUUAAUGACAUUGAAAAGUUUUAAAGACAAUCCAGUUUUUAAUCAUAUUCCAACCAACAACAAAUCAUCUUCAUCUUUAAAAACAAUUAACUCUCCUAAACAUCAACUGUGUUCACUUUUUUGUGAUUUAUUGUGAUUUCCAUUGUUUUAAACUAACCGCAUCUUAUAUUUUCCACUGAUAAUAUUUCACACGAGUAACUUUCGAUCAAUAGAUUCCCUCUCUCUCUCAUCUUAUCUCCAUCUUCCAACAGACAUCUCCUUUGCUCUCCCAUAAUCCAUUCCUCUACCAUUAUUUUCCCACCCCACUCAUCUUAUAGAGAGAGAGAGAGAGAGUUUAAUAUUCUCCCUCCUCCUCCACCUCCUAGUCUUUGAUAAACCUUUCGAGUGAACUGUCUGGUGACCUUGGAAAUUGACUUGUAACCUGAUCAUUGAUCAAUAUGUGUAUUCAAACAUUCACCCGAUAAUCAUAAAUGAAUCAAUUUCCACCUCAAAUGCUGAUUUCUUCUUCUUUUCCAUUGAUAUUGUCAUAUUAUUGUUAAACUCUCUCAUUACAAUGGCUUCUCUUCUGGUCAAGGCCAUUUACGAUUAUCAAGCAACGGAUCUUAAAGUGUUACAUUGUUCAGGCGGUGAAAGAUUUAUCAUAAUUAAACAAACUGAACCUCGAGGUGAUUGGUUAUAUGUUGUCAAUUCUAAGGGUAAAUUGGGCUACAUUCCAGCCAAUUAUACGGAAUCCGAUUCACUAGAUGAUCUUAAACUAUUAGAAUUGAUUGAUACCAUUAUAUCGGUUCUGGAUGCCGACCACAAUGAUCCAAUCAUCACAACUCGUCAAAUCAAUCAUGCUCAAGUGAAAUUAACACAAUUAAGAUGUGAAGUGAUCAGUCGUCAACAGGGUAAGAAAACAAUCACAACUCUAUCAACAAAUCAUGAUACUAAUGGUGGUGAUGAGGAUAAAUCUCCAAUGAGAAUUUCAACCGAUGAAAUGAUUACACUUGAUUCAGUUGAGAGAAGGAUAGAAAAUAAUUCCAAUCAACAAAAUCCCGAUAAAAAUGGACUUGAUAAUAUCGAGAGUAAAGAUAAACCUUUACAAAUCAACGAUCAUGAUAAUCGGUUAAACCUUAAAUCAGCUGUUGAAAAAUCUGAAUUUGGUGUUCAGGUUGAUUUAUUUGAACCAUCACCAAAAUCAAGUGAACCAAUUGAACUGAUUGAAUCCAAUUUAGGUGAAGAGUCAACAAAAAUAACAACAGUUGAAAUUGAUGAUUCCCUUGCGGCAGAAUUAAUUGAAAGAGUUCGAGUAUCAACUGAAUUAAGUCAUGGGAUGUGUAAACUUACCAUUGAGACUGUGAUAAAUUUUCUUCGUGAAAAAAUGCCCUUAAUUGAAGGACCUAUGACCCAAUUAUUUAAUAAACUGGAAGCUGUUGACCAAUGUCCAUCUCCAUUGGUGAUGAAAAACUCAUCGGAUCUCAUCAAAUUAAGAGGAUUAUUUGACAAACUAUGGAUUUGUAAAGCCGAUGAACAGCAAAGAGGUUGGCCAAUUCACGAUGACGAGGAAAUGGAGACUAGUUUAAUUGAGAUGGUUAAAUUGUUGGCAAAUGCAAAUCCAACAAUUUGUCGAGAGGCGAUGUUCACAAACAAUUGUGACAACGUUUACAUGAUAAUCAGCUAUUUCCAUGAGGAGACCAAAAAAUCAUUGAAAAUGCAACUUUAUUCAGUUCUAAUGGAAAUCAUUCGUCUUAAUGAUAAUAUGAUUGAAGAUACAUUUCUAUCAACCGUUUUACCCGCUUCUUUGGCCAAUGAGAUGAUUAACCAUCGAGAUGAUAUCGAACGCUGGUCAAAAGCUUCCAUAUUAUUUACUUACGUUUUUGGUUCUGGUCAAAAGCCACCAAUUAACAUGUAUGAACAUGUAAACGAAAAAUUUGUCAACAGUCAAUUAAAUCUAAUUGAAGGUGAAGAUAUUGAAGGAAACAAGAUUGACCAUAAAAUACCACCGGAGAUGAGUAUACCUCCAAUUUUGGCCUACAAUUUACACUUCGAUCUAAAUGAAUCCAAUUUGGUUCUAAAGGCUUUGAAAAUGAGGCCAAAUGUUAAAUGCCUUAUUGAAAAUUUAGUCUCUUACCUUAAUUGGGAAGAAGAUCCAACCCUGUUAAUUAAUUAUUUUGGUAAACCAAUGAAAACAUGUGAUCGUCCGAACGCUGUACACAAAUUGUUGACCGAAGUCUUCGAAGACGCUGAUCUGGCCAAUCUUUGUUAUUAUAACGAUGUUCGAGUCAUGAUUGAUAUACUUGUUUCUCACCUGAAUAAUAUUCAACCUGGAGAUGAGAAUCGUUUCUCUUACCUUAAAUUACUUUACAAUAUAAUUAAGAAUUCUAAUUACAAAGAGGAGCCUCACAAACUUGAAGAGGUUACCAAAUGUGUGGAUAAUAUUUAUUGCGCUGAAUCAACACCAGAAAAUGAGAAACGAAUGGUCCGAAUGAUUAAGGAAUUGUUAUCCGCUGAGACGGUUUAAUUUCCAUUAUUUUCUUUUAAGAAUUUAAUUCGAUUCAAUUGAAUUAAAUUGUUAUCAAUUUUAUCGUCAUCAUCAUCAUCGUCUUCAUCAAAUUGUAUGUUCAACUUUGGUAUUUCCAGGAAAACUCACAAUUCCAAUUGAUUGAUUUCAAAAAUUUAAUCAAUUUCCAUCAACUUAUACACAAUAAUUACAACAAAUGGACUUUAUUGAUAAUUUAAAAAUCUCAUCGUAAAACAAUUAAUUAACUGCACAAAUCAAAUUCAUUUCAAAUCUUCAAUUGUUAUUCAUCUAUUUAUGUUCAUCAUAACUUUAAUUAAGUUGAUCAUCUCAACUGAUCAAUAGUGUUGCUGGUCCCAGAGAAUUGAUAUCAAAGAUAUUGCUCAAAAUGAUCAUUGAUUGGAUUAAAUUAAGCAGUUAAUUAUCUGGGAUUUAACUUUAAAAGUUAACAAUUAAACAGUGUAUGCAAUUAGUAUGGUAAACCUUGAACAAUUUAACCUAAACAAUUAACCUGAUGGAUGGUCACUAUGAUUUCAAAGAAGAGCCAAUUAGUCAAUUAAUUACUUAAAAUUGAUUCUCACUGAUUCUAAUCAUUAUUUUAACAAACUGAACAAUUCAAAUUGUUGUCCAUUACAAUUAACACAAAUGAUCACAAACUUUUUGUCUAAUACAUAUGAAACUGAAUCUCUGGUGCCUUUGGGUUUAAUAAACUACAAAGUGAUUAAUUUGGUAAAGAGUAAUUAACAAAUAAGGACAAUAAUUUGUGCGUCAAUCGUAUUAACAAAUUAAUUUUCACAAUUAAAAAGCAACAAUUAAAGUUGAUUAACAAAAAAAGCACAAAUUAUCAUCACCACUAGUCAACUUAUCUAAUGGAGUUAAAACCAAAUUAAAUUAAGUAACUGGAUUGAAAAUUUAAUGAUUAUUACACAUGGGAAAAUAAUUUAAAUUAUCUCAAGAAAAUUUAUCUUAAUUGUAUCAAAUACUAUUUCCAAUUAACCAAUUUAGUAAAUCAAUUAAUCAUCGAAAAUAUUUUUCAUCAUAAAAACCCAAUUUAAAAACCGAAAAGAAAAAAAAAUCCUUAACCCUUAAUGACUUUGAUUGCACACAAACAAUUAAAACAAAAUUUACUCUAAUUGUAAUAUAAAUUUUUGUCUCAAUUAAUAGUAAAUAAAACAAUCAAUUAAUCAACAAUUAAAA